AUCGUUUAGCGUUCCGUGAUUCAGUUCACAAAACUGACGUCUCUGUUGUCGCCGUGCGUCCAGCGAUUUCGUAAUGCUAACGAUUUUACUAUUUUUUUUAAUAUCCUAAAGCGAUAGUUUUUCAAGAUUUCGAAAAUUAAAUGGAAUAAAAAUGAUAAACAGACUCAAAAGUUUUUGACUGUGAUCAAGUAAAUUACAUACAACCAUGUAAUAUCGGACAUAUAAACUUUUUGACGUGUUUUCGUUCUAUUAUUGGUUUUUCGUUUACUGUUAUCGGGUCACCAACAUAAUAAUCUAAGUCAAAAUUAUUAUCGACUAUGAGCAGCUUAGUUGUAAUAUUAUUACAUGAGUCACUUCUUGCGUAGUUUGUUUCGUACAGUUGUUUCUAACAUUUGCUAUCCUCUUAUUUCUUAACAUCCCGAAAUGUUGACGUAAACAUUUCUUUCUUGUAACGUUAUCUUGUUGGGUACUUCUUUGUUGAUUGAACGACGAUCACAACAACAAGACUAACAUAAUAAACCCACCAGUACAAUAUUCAACUACUUUCUACUUCAAGCUCUAAAUUUGAAUUCAAAUAUGAUGUCGAGUGACUCUGAUUUUGAUGAAGAAUUAGAAGGGUGUGUUCGAAAAAAAUUUAAAAUGUUAAAUGAAGAAAAUGAUCAACCAUUUGAAAACUAUAGUUUGCCUCAUUCUUCAUCUUUAUUUGAAUGCAAAAAUAGUCAAAUUGUGGAUAAUAGUCAAAACGAUAAUAUAAUUAUUAAAACAGAAAAUGUUUUAGAUUCAAAUAGUGAACAUUUAAAUAAUACGAGUAUAUCUUCUGAAGAAUCAGAUACUGAUCAAGGUUAUAAUAAAAAUAAAUAUGAUUCUGAAAGUGAUGAAUAUAUACCUAUUUCAGAUGGUGAUUUUGAGUUGGAAAAGUUUACUAUAAAUGAUGAAACAAAUUCUAAUACAGUUUAUUCCGAAAAUAUGAGCGAUAAAUUUGUCGAAGAUGAUUACAAUGAAGAUAAUAAAACUAAUAUUAAACCCAUAGCUAUUGACGAUGAUGUAUAUGAUUUACUAGAUAAAGCCUAUCAAGAUAAAAAUUAUGAUAGAAGUGAAAAGAAAAACCAAAUUUUUUCACAACCUGACUUUAAAGAAUUUGAUAAAAUAGUUUUAGAAGAAGUGUAUAGAAAUCAUUUUGAUAUUUUGCCAGAAAAUUGGAUAGAAACAACUCAUAAAAGUGGCAUGCCAGUUUAUCUACAUAAAAAGUCAAGAGUUGUAUCCUUAUCAAGACCAUAUUUUUUGGGACCCGGUGAUUCUAAGUCACAUUUAGCACCAUUAUCUGCAAUUAGUUGCUUACAAUAUAGAAAAGGACUUGAAUCUAAAGUAAUUAUAAAAAAAGAACCAGAUUGUCAAUCUGGUGUUCUAGGAGAUAUGGUUAUACCAAAUGCUAAAGUAGAGACUGCUCAAGAAAAUAUUAUUAAAGAAUCAUUAACCCAUGAGGAAUUGCGAGAUUACUGUAAAUCAUUAUUUAAGUUUAAAGAAGUAAAAUCUGUAAAUGAAAUACCUGAGGUAUUAAAUAUAAAAAAAGAAGUAACAAACAAUAAUCUUAAUAAUACUAAAGAAAGACCUUCACUUCCAGAUAGUACUAAAUUAAUAUCAUUUCCAGUUCAGCUUGAGGAUCAUGAUAAACGAUGUAAUCGUCGUCGAGAAUGGAUAUUAAAUCCAAAUGGUAAGAGUUAUGUCAGUAUCUUACAUGAAUAUUUGCAACAAGCAUUGAAAACUCAACCAUGGUACGAUUUUAAAGAGCUUGAUAAUACAGAAACCCCUUAUUCUGCUACUGUUGUGCUUAAUGAUGUCCAGUAUGGUGUUGGCUUGGGUAACAGUAAAAAGCAAGCAAAGCUUAAUGCCGCUCAGGCCACUUUAGAUAUUCUCAUACCAGAAAUGAAAAAUAAAAUUGAUUCAGAUAAUCGUAACCAACGUGAUCCAGUAAUAUUUGACCAAAUUAAAGUCACUGACCCAAGAGUUACUGAGUUUUGUGCUAAAACUACAGAGCCUAGUCCAUAUGCUAUGUUAUUGGUGUGUUUGCAAAGAAAUUUUGGUGAAUGUGAAAUUGGUAUACAAUAUAAAUUGAACAAUCGUCGUAGGAUGUUAAACCAAUGUACUAUGGUGGUUGGUAAACAUACUGCUACUGUUUCUUGUAAAAAUAAAAGAGAUGGUAAACAAAAAGCUUCUCAAAUAAUAUUGGGUCUAUUACACCCACAUAUUGAUAAUUGGGGUUCAUUGUUACGGUUGUAUGGUAACCGAAGUAUUAAAAAUGCUAAAGAAAAAAAACAAGAAGAACAAGAAAUUACUCAACUCCAAAGUAAGGCAGCAGUAAAUCAACCAAAUUUUGCUAUAUUAAACAAGCUUAAAGAAGAAAUGUUAAAAGUAAGGGACCAAAGAAAAUUAAAAGAAGCUAAUGAUAAGUUAGGUAUACCUCAGCCAAUGACUUCAUCAUGUCCAUAUACAAUUGCAAUGCCAUCAGUUCCUGACUUUGGUUUUAAAUAAUCAUAUUUAUUUUUUAUCUUUCAUACAAUUUAUAAUAUUAAAUUAUUAAUUGAAUUAAUUGAAAAUUAAAUGUUAAGAGUACAUAUUCAGUUCCUAAUAAUAUUUGCUAUUUUAGUUUAAAGAAGUUCUGCCUU
This is a messenger RNA of Sipha flava (yellow sugarcane aphid), 2663 nucleotides long. RefSeq names its product microprocessor complex subunit DGCR8-like. The transcript has 3 exons. Gene Ontology annotation, cellular component: microprocessor complex. The record is from RefSeq and is a predicted model, not a curated record. Lineage: Eukaryota; Metazoa; Arthropoda; Insecta; Hemiptera; Aphididae. The coding region runs from base 577 to 2529 and encodes 650 amino acids. Gene Ontology annotation, molecular function: primary miRNA binding; identical protein binding; double-stranded RNA binding. Gene Ontology annotation, biological process: primary miRNA processing.